CGUCCCACUGCUCCUCGACUCCCGAGUCGCAUAACUCGGUCGUCUCGGUCUCCAACUCAGCUCCGGCCAAAGAGCAGGCGAAAAAAAAAAAAACCAAUGGCGAGGCUCCUCUCUCAGACGUUCCUCCGCCACUCCCGCCACCCCAUCAAGCCCCCGCCGCCCUCCAUCGCCCUCAUCUCCCUCCGCAACCGCUCCAACCGCUCCGGCAAGCUCAUCGAGAUCGACCUCGAAUCGACCCUCUCCUCCGCGUCCUCCUCCUCGUCGUCUUCGUCGUCGUCGUCGUCGGCUUCUUCCAAUUCCGCAUCGGACGACGAGGGAGAGGUGCUGGGGUUGAGGGGCCUGGAGGAGGCCAUCCACUCCAUCCUCGUCCAGAAGUCCACCCCCGAUUGGCUCCCCUUCGUCCCCGGCUCCUCCUUCUGGGUACCGCCACGGCGGCGGCCGGUCAACGUCGUCGAUCUCGUCGGGAAAUUGGCCAGGCCGUUGACCGUCGAGGAGGAUGAAAAUCUGUCUUUCGCCACCGUUCGCGGUUGGCCCAGCUUUGAGUAUUUGGCACGACCAGAUGGUGAAUCAGCACAUAACCCGAACAUGAAGUCGGCAAAUGAGUUGUCUAAGGAAGAGGUAGUAGAGAUUAGGGUGUUCACUACCUCAGAAGACCGUGAAUCUGAUGAUGAUGAAUAAGAAGCAUCGGGGUCCUAAUAGUCGUGAUGGCUGGUAGGGAUCAAGUGCUAAUUAGAUAUUGAACGCAGGAGGCUAUGAGAAUAAGGUGGGAGGUCUAGAAGGGCAAGUGAGCGGGCGGGAAAUGUUGUACAUAUCCUAUCUUGGAAUGAUCUGGGGGACAAAAAUUUUCAUUUAUCAAUUCGAACCUGUCCGUUUUCAUCCUAUUUCUGUCUUCUCUGUAAAUGAUCAUUCACUUGCUGCAAGCUUGCAAUAUUAUUUAACCGUUUGGACGUUCA
Messenger RNA from Syzygium oleosum, 953 nucleotides. RefSeq lists its product as uncharacterized. NCBI's taxonomy places the organism in Eukaryota, Viridiplantae, Streptophyta, Magnoliopsida, Myrtales, Myrtaceae. The transcript has 3 exons. The coding region runs from base 97 to 678 and encodes 193 amino acids. The record is from RefSeq and is a predicted model, not a curated record.